AAUCUACUAAAUACCUAUUUAAUCGUCUAUUUGAGAUCUUUGAUUAUUUAUAAAAUUAAACCGUUUUCUUCAAAUUAUUAGCAGCAGGUUGUUUGAACACAGGCUGAUGCUCGGAUACAACAAAAAUGUCUGUGAAAGAAGGCUUUGGUGGAUGUCGGCUUUGCCUAGAUCCGUUUGUCGAAAGUUACACUACCAUCAAAAGUCCUCAAUUGAAGCAGAAGAUGCAAAAAGUUUUCAGUUUUCCGGUUGAAGCCAAGACCGAAUGGAGCUCCGAUGUUUGCCAAACAUGUUGCUACACUAUCACUGAGUUCUACCAAUACUCGGAGAAAGUACGUCAGAAUCAGGAAACUCUCAUCACGGCGCCGAACACACUCGAUCUGCUACUGGACUGCGAACUGAUGUUUGAAGAGGUCAAGCUCGAAGUCAACAGUGAUGCAGAAAACAAAGCAAUUUUUUCUGAAGAUGCUCCAGGGUUUUCAAGUGAUUCUUCGUACGAGCCUCCGACCAAAAAGACCUCGAAGAUGAAAACUAAAAAUGGAACCACCAGUGCAAGUAUUAUUCGUAAUAGUUAUCUAAAGAAAUCCUGUAAUGAUGAUAGCGGCACGGAAAUGAAACUAUCAAAAUCGCAAAAAUCUGACAAGGACGAUCAGUUUCUUAUGAAACACUUCACAUUGACUUGUGACCUGUGUGGCGCGACCUCUCCCACCUUUCCCCUUUUACGUGAUCAUUUUCGUUCUGUACACAAUCGCGAUGAUGCAUACGUUUUGUGCUGUGAAAAACGGUUCAUCAGACGUUACGACCUUCUGAACCACGUCAGAUGGCACACUGACCCGGAUGCCUUCAAAUGUGAACUGUGCCAAAGAAGAUACAAGAGCAAAGAUGCAAUGAUUAUGCACCGGCAAGUCAAGCAUCCGGAUGAAGACCUUGAACAUGAUACGGAGCCUGUCAUUAAGCAGCUUUCAAAGUCGAAAAAUCGGCACAAGGAAGCUUCAGACGAACAGGGUAUAAGUGAAGAGGCUGUUGCAGAAGCAGCAGCGAAAAUGAGGAAAACGCGGUUGGAAGAAGAUGAAUUUCUUAGCAAAAAUUUUACUAUGACGUGUGACCUUUGCGGUGAGGUGGCGGCUGAUUUAACAAAUCUAAGAAUUCAUUUCAAAAACGAGCACGAGGAACACAAUGCUUAUGUUGUUUGCUGCGACAAAAAGUUCUACAGACGAUGUCUUCUGCUGGCUCACGUCAAAUGCCAUGUCGAUCCAAAUGCCUUUCAAUGCACGAUAUGCCAGAAACGGUACAAGAGCUAUGAGGCUCUAACUCUGCACAAGCAAACCAAACAUUCGGACGAAGAGCAGUCGAUCGGAGUCGAUUCGAAGUCGCUGAUAGUAGAGGAGAACAAAGAUCGUAUAAUAAACGACAAAAAGUGCGUGGAGUCAGUUUCUGAAGUUAAAACUAUUCAACGCCAGAGAAAUGUUGAGAUCCUAUCAAAUCGGAGUCAGGAAGAUGAUUUUAUACGAAGACAUAUUAAAUUGACUUGUGAUCUCUGCAAGCUGACGAAACCAACUUUUACCGAUCUGCGCUUCCAUUUUCGCUCGGCACAUAACACUAACCACUCCUAUGUGAUAUGCUGCAACGAGAAAAUUGUCAGACGAACUGAUCUCAUUGAGCAUCUUAAAGAUCACGACAUUUCAAAUGCUGCGGAAAUCGAAUGCUUCGAACAAGAUGAACCCGAAAUCGAUCCUUCUGGUAUCGAUGAAAAGAUUGAGGUGCUUUCAAUAGAGGAAGCGGUGGAAGAGUCCACUGCUGCAGUCCUGGAAGAUGCGGAUCAAGCGGAGUUGCAGUCGUCAUUGGAGGACGAUCCCCCUGAAGUUCAAAAUAUUGAUUCUCCGUUGAAAGAGACGGAGCAACACGAUGAUACGCCAGUCAAUAAAAAAGGAUCACGAUAUGAGGACGAUGAAUUUCUUUCUGAAUACUUUCCACUAGUUUGUGACCUGUGCGGGAAAACGUCGUCGACCUUCACGAAACUACGAAGUCAUUAUCGCACGGAACACAACAACAACAAUGCCUAUGUAGUGUGCUGCAACAAGAAGUUCAACAGACGUCAUCAAGUGCUGAAUCAUGUCAAAUGCCAUCUCAAUCCGAAUGCUUUCCAGUGCGAGCUGUGCCAGAAGCGAUACACGAGCAGGGAAGCCCUGGUCUUGCACCAGCAGAUGAAACAUGCGGAUGAAAGCCAAAAAGCGAUCAACUUAGAAUUGGUGCAGAAAACAGCAAGCGAUGAAUCAUCCUCGAAGCAGCUGGAUGAGACAUCAUCGAAGCGAAGGGGAAUGCGAGACCACGAGGACGAAUUUAUUAGCAAAUAUAUUGUACUCACGUGCAACCAGUGUGGUGUUACGAAACCUACCUUCUCCGAACUUCGUAUCCAUUUCCGUUUGGUACAUGGUAGCAAUAUCCCAUACGUUAUAUGUUGCGAUGAGAAGAUCAUAAAACGUUGCUUACUCAUCGAACAUCUUAAAAGGCAUGUCAGUUACAAUACGUUGGAAAUUGAGCCGGACACUCAGCAGGAAGACAACAAGCUUUCAAUAAAUGCAGUUGAUGAUAAUUCUUCAUCUGCUAAGAUUCCAAUAAACGACGAAGAAUUGGAGACGCACUCAGCAUCAGAAGUGUCAAGUGGAGACUUUUCUGACGAUCAGCUCGAUACCGUAGGGAAUAAAAAACCAAUAAAAGAGAAUCAGGAUGAUCAAUUUCUCCGUGAACAUUUCCGCUUCACAUGUGAGAUUUGUGGUGCGACCGAGUCCACUUUCACGCAGUUGCGAAAUCAUUUCGCUGACAACCACGAUCCUCAAGAUCCUUACGUAAAGUGUUGCGGGAAGAGGUUUAUCAGACGUUACGACCUUCUGAACCAUGUAAAGGUGCACGUAGAUCCGGACGCUUUCCAAUGUGAAUUCUGUAAGAAACGCUACGGUAGUAAAGACUCACUUAUUCUGCACAAGCAAAUAAAACAUUCCGAUGAAUAUCAACAAGACUUGGAGAAGGCAUUGUUUGAGGAUCCUACGAAAAGGCGUUCCCGACAAUUAAAGGCUCUCCGAAUACAGAAGGCACCAAACGAAGAAGCUGUCGCAGCGAUUUUGAAAGAAACGGAAUCGGAAAAAGACGACAUGCGCGAUGAAGAGGACAAAUUUCUCAGUGAGAAUUUCACGCUGACCUGCGAAGUUUGUGGUGUAACAGCACCGACUUUCUUAAGGUUGCGUAGUCACUUCCGGAAGGUACACCAACGACGCGAUGCGUACGUUAUAUGCUGUGAGAAAAGGUUCUCCAAGCGAUGCCUUAUCGUGGAUCACAUCCGACAUCACUUCAAUCCGAACGCAUUCAAGUGUGAUCAGUGCAACAAAGUGUACACGGCCAAGGACAAUUUGAUGGCCCACAAACUGAACUCCCAUACGGCGAAAGAGGACCGGUUGUACAAAUGUGAUCACUGUUCGGAGACUUUCGGGCAGAAAUGCGCCCUCGCGAUGCACAUGGAGCGGCACCAGGUAAUCGAAUGUCCCCAAUGUAAUAAGCGCUUUGUCAGGCAGAUAACACUGAAUAUGCACAUGGCAAGAAUUCACGGAACUUCUAAGGAUAACAUUUUCGUUUGCGAACAUUGCGGUAAGAGCUUCGUGGGUAAGGUGGGCUUAGAGCGACACAUUACUUCGAGGCACAUGGGAAACGAUGAACCACGGGCGCAGUGUCAGAUAUGCGACCGUUGGUUGAAGCUACCGAACUUCAAAGCUCACAUGGAAUACGUCCAUGGGACCAGCGAUCGGGUGUACGAGUGCGAUGUCUGCCACAAGGCGUAUCCUCAUUUACUAUCGCUGCAGAAUCACAAGAAGCAAACGCACGCGGUGGCAAAGUUCGAGUGCGAGUUUUGCGGGAAGAAAUUUAGACAGAAAUUGCCCUGGAUAGAACAUCGAGCUACGCAUACGGGAGAGGUGUUGUAUUCAUGCGAACAUUGCGGCGAACCUUACAGAGGUAAGUCAAGUUUGUAUUCUCAUGUCAAGAAGAAACAUCCCGAAGAGUGGGCUGCCAAAAGAUUGCUGAUGAUGCAAGGGGGUGUUCCAGUGGUGUAGUAACAAACAUUCGUUGUCUGUAUGGCGUCAAGAAAAGUCGGUAAAGUACAUGUAAAAA
Molecule: messenger RNA, 4155 nt
Organism: Armigeres subalbatus
Lineage: Eukaryota; Metazoa; Arthropoda; Insecta; Diptera; Culicidae
Product: zinc finger protein 62 homolog
Exons: 4
Coding region: 126-4097 (1323 amino acids)
Biological process (GO): regulation of transcription by RNA polymerase II
Cellular component (GO): chromosome; nucleus
Molecular function (GO): zinc ion binding; chromatin insulator sequence binding
Source: RefSeq, a predicted model, not a curated record